Messenger RNA from Cricetulus griseus (Chinese hamster), 1559 nucleotides. The record is from RefSeq and is a predicted model, not a curated record. NCBI's taxonomy places the organism in Eukaryota, Metazoa, Chordata, Mammalia, Rodentia, Cricetidae.
CGAUGUCCAGAUCUCCUGUCACUAGACUUGAGAUUCCAGCAGCUAACCAUGUUCACAAAAAGCUGUCAGCUGCUCCAGACAUGGGACCUGCUUGGCUCCUGUUGCACCUCGGGCCAGGAGACACUAAUCCAGUGAUUGUCAAGACGGUGGUAUAAAGGUCUGCUAUAUCAAGAGUCUCUGCUGGGUGAACCAAUAGAUGAUCCCCAAAGCAGUCUCUCCUAAACCUCCUGCACUGCAGGAACCCAAACCGCUGCAGACUCAGGCCCCUUUGACGGCUCUGACUUCUCUAUUUGGGUGAAACACUACAUUCGUUAACCUAAGUCUCUGCAUUAAGCGAGCAAAUUCAUAGAAGCGAAAACGCAAGAAAACAGGAUCCUUGGAUCUGGAGCUGACCGGCGCAGAGCAGCUGGGGAAACUGAGGUUCAGAGCCAGGACUCCACGCCUGUAGAGGCGACCGCGAAAGGGGCGCGUCCUGCCCAGUGGGCCGCCUCCUUCCGCCCCCCACGCCGGGGUCUCCCCUCCCGUCUUUUCCCUCGCCAAGCCGCCUCCUCGGAUGCGAGCCAUGGUGGCGACCGUGGCGGCGGCGUGGCUGCUCCUAUGGGCCACGGCCUGCGCGAAAUCCGAGCAGGACUUCUACGACUUCAAGGCGGUCAACAUCCGGGGCAAACUGGUGUCGCUGGACAAGUACCGCGGCUCGGUUUCUCUGGUGGUGAAUGUAGCUAGCGAAUGUGGCUUCACAGACCAGAACUACCGGGCCUUGCAGCAGCUGCAACGGGACCUGGGUCCCUACCACUUUAACGUGCUUGCCUUCCCUUGCAACCAGUUUGGCCAACAGGAACCAGACACCAACAGGGAAAUCGAGAACUUUGCCCGCCGCACCUACAGUGUCUCUUUUCCCAUGUUUAGCAAGAUCGCAGUCACUGGCACUGGUGCCCACCCUGCCUUCAAAUACCUAACCCAGACUUCUGGGAAGGAGCCUACCUGGAACUUCUGGAAGUACCUAGUGGACCCCGAUGGAAAGGUGGUGGGGGCUUGGGAUCCAACGGUGCCCAUUCAGGAGAUCAAGCCGCAGAUCACAGAGCUGAUGGUGAAGCUCAUCCUUAAGAAACGAGAAGAGCUGUGAUUGGUUCCCUCUUCCCCACCACUCCUGUCCCUCGGCAAACUCAAGAGGUGCUUCACAGGCAGUCUGGGCUUCUUGCCCCUUCAUUCACAUGGAGGAAGAAGUCAAAGACUUGAAUGAUUUGACUCCAAGAGCAAGGAAUAGGAAAUCCUGGCCAAUGAGAGUUCUGAACAGUCAAUCACCGGCCAGUAGGCUGCUAGCCAAAGGAAACAUGGCCAGGCUAUGAGAAACCAUGUAGAAGGGUAUGAAGCAACCCUCUCCUAGCUAGGCUUCUAUAAAGAGAAGCCAAGUCUUACCUCACAGAAGGCUGUGAGGAUUAGCAUCUAACACCUGAGAACGUGCCUGGGGCAGUGCUAGCCAAAGAGGAAGCAUUCAGCACAUGUUUUCUGCCUAUAAACAAAACAUUACUUGUGAUAAUAAAACUUGAACUCAACACAAA